AUGAUACCGCUUCGCCCGUUACAAAUUGGAGCACUAGUCUUUGCAGUAAUCGCUUUCUUUGUCACAUUUGCUGCACUUUUAACUCCCGCAUGGCAAGUUGUGUACGCCAGAGAGAUCCAGCAAUGGAUUCAAAGUGGACUGUGGCUGAACUGCCAGACGAGGUAAAAUUAAUAAUUACAAGAUUAACUUAUAUUGUAAAACAUAAUAAACUUUGUUAAUAUUUGAGUUUUAGACCUUCUGGAAUGUACACUUGUACGUACAGCUUCUCGGAACAUGACUUCGACUUCUACACGAGUGCAGAGACUAUCAACUUGAGGACACCUCCGUUCUACCGUAAGAAUUUUAACAUUUUGUAUUUUGAAAUAGUUUCUUUCAUUUAUAAUUUGUUAGUUUGGUUCAGCUUAGUUUAAAUUAUACAAUGUUAUGUCUGAUAUGAUAUCUUCUCACGCAGCAUGAAUUAUAAAUGAUAUUACUUUUCAGCAUGGCAAAGACACUUACUGGCAGUGUUCCUGAUAGCCCAGUUGAUCACGUUCUUCUCCUUCUCAUCGUUCUUUUGCUCACUUAGUCAAAAAACUCGACGAUUAAGUGCCAUUUCCUUUGCUGUUCUGGUUUCCAUUACGUGUAAGUUCGUGUACAACCUAAAUUAAAAACUUUUAAAUUUUGAAAAUAUUCUUAAAAUUUUUUUGAAGUAAUACCACGUUAUAUUAAUAUUUUCUUAGUUUUAAUCCAUGCUGGAGCUACGUUGGCGUUUGCCGUAUUCACACAAAUGGUAGAAUACCGUUUUUACCACGUUAGUGUCAGUGGAAUAUACGAGGUAAGUGUUGCCUGUAACAAUGUAAAUACAAAACUUACAGUACUGUAAAGAAAAUUGUAAUUUAGAAACACUGGGGAUACUCGUUUUACAUUGAAAUGUUUGCCAUGGCGUCUUUGUUCAUCUCCAUGUGUCUGGCCAUCGCGUAUGUGAUACAAGAGCGUAUGAACAAGGAUAGUAACAAUGACUACCGCUUGGCUACGGCAAACACAGCCGACUUCUACGGCCUCGACCCCUACGAGACUAGACUAGCCAUGAGAGAUCUGCCAAGUGUGCCACGCUAUCGAUAA
This is a messenger RNA of Bursaphelenchus okinawaensis, 1101 nucleotides long. The record is from the annotation of a GenBank genome assembly. NCBI's taxonomy places the organism in Eukaryota, Metazoa, Nematoda, Chromadorea, Rhabditida, Aphelenchoididae.